This is a messenger RNA of Gastrolobium bilobum, 1263 nucleotides long. Its product is annotated as myosin-binding protein 3-like. NCBI's taxonomy places the organism in Eukaryota, Viridiplantae, Streptophyta, Magnoliopsida, Fabales, Fabaceae. Gene Ontology annotation, molecular function: myosin binding. The coding region runs from base 1 to 1263 and encodes 420 amino acids. The transcript has 6 exons. The record is from RefSeq and is a predicted model, not a curated record.
AUGUACAUAGAUGCAUAUUUGCUAUUGAAGCCUUCUUGGGGUGAUGGGGAUUACACAAGCAAAGGGACUCUAAUUUUAGAAAUAAUAGAUGAUGAAAUUGAAGAAGCUGAUAAAGAAAAGUUUGAGAGCAACAAUGAGGAAGAUCAUGAACAUGAUGACGAAGGGAUAACAGAUAAGCAUCAUAUCGUUUGUGAUGUUGAAAGCUUUUAUCCUCAUAGAGGUGGCAAAGUUCUUUCUCAAACUUGCACUCUGAUGAAAAGGAUAAAGAGAGGGAUGAGAAGGAAGAUAGAAAACUUGAAUUUGCAUUUUGAGAAUCAUGUAGCUUGUGAAACUCAUGCAUUAGAGAGGGAGCAAAAGAUUGAAAGUUUUGCUACUGAGUCACCUAUUAGAGCACAAUCAAGUAUAUUUGAAAAUAAUCUUUGUGAGCCUCAAGCUUUAUCCAAUGGUGGCAGCAAUGCAGAAGCAGCUGUAGAAGAAGCAGAUAAUACACAAGCCAAUAAGCCUCCAUUUCAUGAACCAGACUGCUCUUGUCAAUGCAUACAAGAAGAUCAAUCUUCAACCAAUGAUGAUGAUACUGAAGUUCCCAAUGCCUUUAAUGAACUAGAAGAAGAGAGAAGUGCCUCUGCAAUAGCUGCUAACCAGACAAUGACAAUGAUUACCAGGCGGCAGGAAGAAAAAGCAGCAAUGCAAAUGGAAGCAUUGCAGUGCCAAAGAAUGAUGGAAGAGCAAUCAGAGUAUGAUCCGGAAGCUUUGCAGAUUUUGAAUGAUUUAAUGAUGAAAAGAGAGAAAGAGAAGCAAGAACUUGAAAAGGAAUUGGAAGAGCACAGGAAAAAGAUACUGGACUAUGAAGGAAAAGAGAAAUUGAGGGUGUUGAGAAGAAAAGAUGGAAUUGAUGAAGACAAUGGCAUCUUCAACCAUGAGGAAAGCAGCCACAACAAUUUAAGUGCUGAUACAGUUUCAAAUUUGGAGGAGAUGGCAAUAGACUGUGCAAAGUAUAUAAGUGUUGUUGAUAAUUCAUUGGCAGAAUUUGAGGAAGAGAAGGUGUCCAUUCUAGAUGAGUUCAAAGCAUUGAGGGAAAAACUUAUCACAGUGUCCAUUGAAGAGGAGGUUGAUCAUGUUUAUGAGAGGUUACAAGCUCUUAAAACAUAUAGGGAGUUUCUAAAGCACUGUAAGGGAUCCACACAGAAUGGAGACAAAGGAAUGGAUUUUCUUCAAGAAAUCUUGCAACAUCUUUGUGAUCAUAAGCAGUGGAACUCCGCCUAA